Messenger RNA from Trypanosoma theileri, 1446 nucleotides. Its product is annotated as mitochondrial guide RNA binding complex subunit 1. NCBI's taxonomy places the organism in Eukaryota, Euglenozoa, Kinetoplastea, Trypanosomatida, Trypanosomatidae. The record is from RefSeq and is a predicted model, not a curated record. The coding region runs from base 1 to 1446 and encodes 481 amino acids. The transcript has a single exon.
AUGCUUCGUUUACUCCGACAUUCCCUUCUUGGCCUCUCCUCCUCUGCUGUAUUGUGUGGUCGACACCACCAGAGUGGAAUGCACUCGCAGUCCACAGCAGCGGCGGCGGCGGCGGGAAACAUGCGGGAGCAGCAGGCGGCGGCGGCGGAGGCGGUCUCCGCGGAGAAGGUGUGGGCCCUCUGGAAUGAGGGCAAUCUCUUCUCCCUCUCACUCGCGCAGCUGCAGGGAUUUCUCGCCCGCGCCGGCGUGAGAACAGAACCAUCGGCAAAGAAAGCGGCCGUUGUGCGGCAGGUGGAGGAGUAUCUGCACUCCAAAGAUAUCGCCGUGAAGAAUGGAGGUCAAUCCACACAAAACCAACAACAACAACAUCAAGGAGGAGGAGGAGGAGGGUAUGGACGCUGGAAUCAAUCUACAGUUAUGCAGCCAGAGACACUCUUGGAUCUCGCCCAAGCGGGUUUUUAUGAAGGAUCUGCGAAUAUGGCACCAAAGGCAUUUCAAUUACUUGUUAGCAAUACAGCUGCAGAUGUUGUGGUAUCUCGUGUGAACACCACUGCUUUUCCAGGUUUUCCUGCUAAUACGGAAUGUUACACUUUAAGUGCAUCUGAAAAAGAUGUUGCUAUCCGUUCCAGGUAUAGUAAAGUACUUCAAUGGUGUUGUUUAAAUAUGAGUAAUCUACAAAUGGAUGGAGAACUUUUUGUAGAUUUUGGAAAAUUAUUAUUGCAACCAUCAGUUAUGCGAAAGAAUCGUCGUAUCGUUUCAUCCUUUACACUUCAGCAACGAAUGCAGGUGAGUCAUCCCUAUACAUGGGUCUCUGCAUUACCAGAAUCUUCUGUUCAUACUAUUCAAGAAGAAUUAUUAAAACCAGAGGGAUUUAUGCCUCUUGGAAAAGGUGGACAAAUUACAUACAGUGGAACUAUAAAACGUGCAAAAGAUCAAGUAAACCUUGAAUUUGAUAAUAAAGGUAAAGUUCUCUCUGUCAAUAGCGCUUGGGUUAAUGUACAAACCGCAUGGUGUACACGUGCAAGAGGCCCGGAUGUUCGUUUGCUACUCCGCUCACGGCCCCCCAUUCGACGACAAGAAGUUGAGAUGUAUGCAUCUAUGCCUAUUAUUCAACUUUCUGAGGAUGAUGUGGCGGAUGUGUUGCCGGCUGAACAUGGACAACUGGUGUAUCUCUCAGAAGAUGAAACACGUCUCUUUGAGAAAGUCACAGAGAAGGGUGUAAAGUUUACAGUGAAGGAAGUGAAGCGACAACCACUCAUUGUACUUCGCGAUGAUGAAGAGGAUCCACGUUUGGAGUACAGUCUCUCUGUGGCAAUACCAGCGAAUGCAGGGAAGGCAACAGAUGUACGUGCUGUAGGAUUAGCGGCCUUUGAGUUGGCAGGCAAACUCGCUGGACUGGUGACAGAAGAUUAUGUGAAGGAGUACGGUUGUGAGGCGGCAUUGUAA